Molecule: messenger RNA, 315 nt
Organism: Brugia malayi
Lineage: Eukaryota; Metazoa; Nematoda; Chromadorea; Rhabditida; Onchocercidae
Gene: Bma-mat-1.2
Product: MAT-1, putative
Exons: 2
Coding region: 1-315 (104 amino acids)
Molecular function (GO): protein binding
Source: RefSeq, a predicted model, not a curated record
AUGGAACUAUUACAGAAUGCGUUAAAGAUUUCACCAGACAACGCUGCUUGUAGAUUCUAUCGUGCUCGUUUGCUGUAUGAAAUGCAUGAUUAUGCGCGGUGUCUGGAAGAAUUAAAUGAUCUAAAACUUAUUGCUCACGAUGAAGCACAGGUAUUUUUCCUCUUGGGUCGCGUGCAUAAGAAGCUUGGUGACACACAUUUAGCGUUAUUAAACUUUAGUUUGGCGGCAGAAAUGGAUCCUCGUGGAGAGCAGAGUCGCAAUAACUUUACCGAUGCUCCUUAUGAUGACGAACCUUCCUCUCCUCCAUCUGAAUGA